GCCCCGUUCUAUCCAUUCCCUUCAUCUUCAUAGCAGCAGAACCUCUUUUCCUCAUCCUCCUCUACUGUUCUUGAUCGCUUCAGAAAGACACAUCAAGUAAUUCGAUCAUGAGCUACCAGCAGGGCUACCCACAGCAGGGCGCCACGGCCUACCCUCCGCCCGGCCAGCAGCAGGCCUACGUCGCGCCGCCGCCGGCUGCGUACCAGCAGGGCCAACAGUACCCUCCUGCCGGCGCCGACACCACCAGCCGCGGCGGGCACGGCCACGGCGGCGAUGGCUUCUUGAAAGGAUGCUGCGCGGCGCUCUGCUGCUGCUGCCUCCUCGACGCCUGCUUCUGAUCGACUUCAUCCCAUGUUGUUGGACCCACACUAUCAGGCGCGGCAUAUAGAUUAUAGAGUAUCGUCAUAUUUUGCUUCUUUCUCGUAACGUGGUACAUGUGUUGAGUACUGUCUCAGAACAAUAUUUCUUGUGUAAUGGUGUGCGUUUUUUUCAUUCGUAUGAUCCAGAUAUAUAGAUAGACAUGUCAGAUUGAUCUGAUGGCCUUACCGAAUGCA
This is a messenger RNA of Triticum dicoccoides, 554 nucleotides long. RefSeq names its product cysteine-rich and transmembrane domain-containing protein WIH2-like. Gene Ontology annotation, cellular component: plasma membrane. The transcript is spliced from 2 exons. The record is from RefSeq and is a predicted model, not a curated record. The coding region runs from base 108 to 338 and encodes 76 amino acids. Lineage: Eukaryota; Viridiplantae; Streptophyta; Magnoliopsida; Poales; Poaceae.